AUGUUUCUGCCUUUUCUGAUUCUUUUAUCCACUGUACCCCUAUGUAUUCAAGCAAUGGACAUGUCGUCCGGAGCUGAGGACGACACUGUGUAUACGAGACCCGACAUUAGAGAUGCAGUUCCAAGGACUUUCCACUGGAUUGCUACCGUUGCCAUGUUAUUUCUGUUACCUUGUUUGACUGCCGCGUUUGCGUUUGCGGGAAGACUGCGCGGGUCCCUUUUCUUACAUGCGAUUUCCGGAGUUUACGCUAUCAUGGAAGUGCUGAUACUAAGUUUUGCUGAUAAUGAUGGUGUCGAGAAUAGAACGUCAAAAGGGACUGGUGUUAGCUUAUUACUACUGAUCUGGUCAAAUCUUUUGAUUGGAAUUGUGGCAAGACGUCAUUUGUUCUCAAAGAUCUCAGACACGUCAACUCCAAUCACAAAUUUUACUCUUUUAACGAAGAUUCACGCUACUAUGUCCUUUCUGAUUCCAAUUGCAGGGUUUAUUAAAGUGUGUCUGGCUCCGGUUUCAAUGUUUGGCUUUUGCCGGGAUUCCCAUACCGGACAAUGCAUUGCGCAUGGUAUCAUGGGGACCAGCUUCAUUUUUUAUGGUUUGAUUUAUUGUAUCGUGCUGGUAAUACCUCGCUUUCGGCAGUCCGAAUCAAGGGUUUCUCAAGAUCACAUCGACAGCUGGAUUAUGUGUUUGUAUGGGAUUGUUAACACAUUCACAGAGCAUAGAUGGGGCAGGGAAGAGUGGUUUAUGCACGAUUACCAACACACUGCAAUGGGGAUUAUAUGGUGGUGUGGAGGAAUUCUUGGGAUAUAUCUGUCCCGAAACGGGCGCAGAACCUUUGUACCAAGUUUGAUCAUCAUGUUUACCGGCUGGGCUAUGACCCAGCACCACCAACACUUAGAAAUCAGCACCAAAGUUCAUCUUCUAUUUGGGUUGAUUCUGACAGUUGGCGGUGCUUUGAGGAUCGUUGAAAUUACAUUUCUAUUAAAGGAUGGAAGAUGUGCAUCUUCCGGAGAGAUUCUUUCCUUCCAAUAUUUAGCGCCGUUCUGUUUGAUUUGUGCUGGAACGUUAUUCAUGUCUGCCAAUGAGCAGCAACUAGUAUUGGUACUACGGCUGGGUGCAGAACAGAGCGCAUAUAUCAUGAUUAUAGUUUCAGGCGCUUUCCUUCUAACAUUUUGGUUCCUGUUUAGUUUGGACUUUUAUCUCCUCCUAGUUAAAAGGAGGCAGUCAUCCGUCGGCUUUUUGGACAAAUAUUUGAAUACAGAGAACGAAGUGCAUGAGCCUACUACAGAACCUGAAUUUGAAAUGGAUUCUCAGUCUGGUUAA
Molecule: messenger RNA, 1317 nt
Organism: Huiozyma naganishii CBS 8797
Lineage: Eukaryota; Fungi; Ascomycota; Saccharomycetes; Saccharomycetales; Saccharomycetaceae
Gene: YTP1
Product: Ytp1p
Exons: 1
Coding region: 1-1317 (438 amino acids)
Source: RefSeq, a predicted model, not a curated record